Molecule: messenger RNA, 1828 nt
Organism: Eupeodes corollae
Lineage: Eukaryota; Metazoa; Arthropoda; Insecta; Diptera; Syrphidae
Product: tubulin alpha-1C chain-like
Exons: 7
Coding region: 129-1697 (522 amino acids)
Biological process (GO): mitotic cell cycle; microtubule cytoskeleton organization
Cellular component (GO): microtubule; cytoplasm
Molecular function (GO): structural constituent of cytoskeleton; GTP binding
Source: RefSeq, a predicted model, not a curated record
AAAAAAUACAAAUCACAGCUCAUUUUUAUUGAAAUUAACGAAUGAAACAAAUGUCAUUUCGAGUCGAAUUUUUUUUUGAAUUUCAAAAACUAAAAAUUUCAGUUAAAUAUUUUUUCGGUCCUUAAGAAAUGUCCAGUAAUGGUGAAAUAAUCCAUGUUCAUGUAGGCCAAGCCGGUGUUCAAAUAGCAAAUGCCUGUUGGGAGCUCUAUUGCCUUGAGCAUGGUAUCAAUCAACAUGGUCGUUUGUAUAAUUAUUCAUUGGAUGAUUCAUUUCAAACAUUCUUUGCUUAUUCGAAUUGUUCAAAAAUGGUGCCACGUUUAGUAAUGGUAGAUUCGGAACCAACUGUAAUAGAUGAAGUAAGAACUGGCGCAUAUGGUAACCUGUUUAAACCCCAAACGCUUAUAAAUGGCAAGGAGGAUAGUGGAAGCAAUUUUGCACGCGGAUACAAUACUCUUGGAACUGAAUUAAUAGACAUAACAAUGGAUUCCCUGCGAGAUGUUGCAGAAAGCUGUCCAAAUUUAAAAGGAUUUCUUGUUUUUCGAUCGAUUGGUGGCGGAACCGGUUCGGGCUUAGGUAAUCGAAUAAUGGAAGAAAUUUCCAACGACUAUGGAAAAAUGACAAAAAUGGAUUUUAUUAUAUUUCCUUCACCAUCUAUCACACCCUUGAUUGUUGAGCCCUAUAACAGCUUGUUGGCAACUCACAUUGGCAUGGAUUUCAGCGAUUGUACAUUCAUUUUGGACAAUGAAGCUCUUUAUGAUAUUUGUGAAACAAAACUGGGAGUCUACUCUCCGACGUAUACCAACUUGAAUAGAAUAAUUGCUCAGGUUAUUUCAACGAUGACAGCUUCACAGCGAUUCUAUGGAAGCUUAAAUGUGUCUUUCACUGAAUUUCAAACGAAUCUUGUUCCCUUUCCACGAAUUCACUUCCCCUUGGUUAGCUAUUCACCUCUGAUAUCCAUGAACAAUGCAUGUUACGCUGUAAUUAGCACAGAGAACAUGACUUUUGAUUGCUUUCAUUCUUGUAGCCAGUUCAUUCGAUGUAAUCCAGCGAGAGGAAAAUACAUGUCAUGUGUGCUGCUCUAUCGGGGAAAUGUUGAAUCUUCUGAAAUUAACUCAAGCAUUAAAAUUAUGAAGUCUCGAGGAUGUCUUAAUUUUGUUGAUUGGUCACCGACUGGAUUUAAGAUUGGACUAAACUCAAUGCCACCAUGUGCUGUGUAUGGUGGUGAUAUUGGGCCAACUGAUCGAGCAAUGAUGGCUUUAACGAAUAAUACCGCCGUUAAGAUAGCUUGGUGUAGAAUGUUAAGCAAAUAUAAUCAAUUAUUUAAUCGACGAGCGUUUCUGCAUCAUUUUAUGAGUGAGGGCCUCGAGGAGAGCACAUUUAGAGAAGCAUCUGAGGAUAUUUGUUCAUUGAUUAGUGACUAUCAAGAAGUCGAAGGACUUUCCUCUAAUGGAGAAUCGGCUGGAGCUGAAGCUGAAGUUGGGCCUUCAUCGCGGCAACAAAGAUUUAACCUCUAUAACGGUGAUGACGAAAAUGAUACAAAAUGUGUUCGAAAAAGAACUAAUGGAUGCUGUUUAAAAACAAAGAUAUCGAAAUCCAAUGCAGAAAGUCGAUUUAAUUUUAACCAAGAUUCAUCCCGGGAUUUCUCACAAGGCUGCGUAUUUUCUGAACAUAAUUCUGAAGAAGAUUAUUUAAUUUAGAUAAACAACUGAGUGAGGUACAAAUUAAAAAUGGUGUCCGUUUAAUUUUACAAAGAGCACUAGAAUCCUUAAAUUCCGAUUGUUAUCAUUUUAAUGCCUAUGAAAAUGGAAGGAAUGGAAAAUCGAGUCUU